Messenger RNA from Ctenocephalides felis (cat flea), 1024 nucleotides. RefSeq lists its product as uncharacterized. Bases 77 to 1024 code for a protein of 315 amino acids. NCBI's taxonomy places the organism in Eukaryota, Metazoa, Arthropoda, Insecta, Siphonaptera, Pulicidae. The record is from RefSeq and is a predicted model, not a curated record. Gene Ontology annotation, molecular function: protein binding. The transcript has a single exon.
UAAUAACAUGUAAUAUAAAUAACUUCUCUCUUCAUUUUUUGAUUACACUGUAACAUUGAAUUAAAAUCUUCUUAAGAUGCUUAAAUACGUAACAAGACGAUUCAGAGAUACCUAUGAGAAAGGUUGUAAUAUUUUGUACACCAGAAAAACUUGGACGUACACAGAGAAAGAAAAUAUACACAUAGAGAAGUCUCAAUCUCCUUCAGCUGAAGAUAACACAGGAUCGAAGAAUUCUGAUGAAUAUCCUAAAAACGAUUUUGAUGCUGGAAAGUACCAAACAUCAUGGUUGCAAGCUGUUAAAUGGAGUAGUGCAUUUAUUAUCAGCUGGUAUGCUACUCAAUUUGCAUACCUCAACUGCAAACGCAGCUGCAGAGCCCGCUUGCAAAACUCUUUCUUGUGUGUCGGACAUAAUUAUAAUGUAAACCAUAAUAUUUUAUCUGGAUUAUCAUAUGUGCAGCCGAAAUUAAAUCAGCAACAUGCAUCAUUCAAUGUGUACAAUGUAGGAUAUGAAACGAAGCAUCAAACUUCACUUCAUAACAAGCCUGAAAACCAAAAUGAUUCUGUUAACGAAACAUCAUUUGAAGAGGCUUCUGAUCAUUUUGAAAAAAUUGUUGGCCAAAUUGAAAAUAAGUUAGGUGUUGCAAACAUAAUUUCUGGUGAUAUUAUAUCAGGGCUCUCUCAGUUAAAGUCGGGAGCUGUCCAUGGCAAUGCCGCUGCUAAUUUUAAUCUCGGUUUAUGCCAUGAGUUGGGCAUUGGAGUAGAAAAGAAUUUUGAACAAGCUGAAAAUUAUUAUUGUGAGGCCGCCAAGAAGGGACACACAGAUGCAAUGUAUAAUUUGGGAAUAUUUUACAUUCAAGGCAGGCCAGGAAUCAAAAUUGAUUACAAUCAAGCAAGAAGAUUUUUUUUUGAAGCAGCACAGAAAGGUCAUUCAAAAGCUGCAGAUGCUUUAAAAAUGGAUCCGAUUGGAUAUUUAGUGAUGCAACAAAAUAUUGUAAAUAUUUCUCAAAAAACCAUCAGUAUAUAA